AGCCCGAGUGCUGUCAGCCGGCGGGGAGAUAACAAAGGGCGCAGGGGGCUCCUCCUAUAGCGGGGGCUGUCACUGGCUCACACGUACCGGCACAACGAGCGCAUCCACCGAGAGCCUGUGCCAGCCCCUGCACCAUGGCCGAGCAGCACCUCCACACGCAGGGCAAAGCAGAACCGCUGGAUCCCUCAGAGGAUGCGGAACUGGCGCUGGUGGGGAUCAAUAUGCUCUUGAAUAAUGGCUUCAAAGAGUCCGACCAGCUGUUCAGGAAAUACAGGAAUAACAGUCCACUGAUGAGCUUUGGUGCCAGUUUUGUCAGCUUUUUGAAUGCUAUGAUGACUUUCGAAGAAGAAAAAAUGCAGUUGGCAUGCGAUGAUUUAAAAAUGACUGAAAAACUGUGUGAAAGUGACGAAGGCGUCAUAGAAACCAUAAAGAAUAAAAUCAAGAAAAAUGUUGACAUUAGAAAGUCUUCUCAGUCCAUGGUUGAUCGGCUGCAGAGACAGAUAAUUGUGGCAGACUGCCAGGUUUACAUUGCGGUACUGUCCUUUGUUAAGCAAGAACUGUCAGCUUAUAUAAAAGGUGGGUGGAUCCUGCGAAAAGCCUGGAAAAUAUACAACAAGUGCUAUGUGGAUAUAAAUGCCCUUCAGGAAAUGUAUCAGAAGAAGACAUCUCAGGAGUCUGAUGCUGCAAACGAUAAUCACAUUGACGCUGAAGGUGUCACGGAGGAUUCUCUUAACAGGCUGAAAGGUGCUGUGAGCUUUGGCUACGGACUUUUUCACCUUUGCAUAUCCAUGGUGCCCCCAAACCUGCUCAAAAUCAUCAACUUGCUGGGUUUUCCGGGAGACCGUCUGCAGGGGCUUUCUUCACUGAUGUAUGCAAGUGAAAGUAAGGACAUGAAGGCCCCUUUAGCUACGUUGGCAUUGCUAUGGUACCAUACUGUAGUACGCCCAUUCUUUGCACUGGAUGGCAGUGAUAACCAAGGUGGACUGAAAGAGGCCAAAGAGAUUCUUAACAAGAAGGAAUCAGCCUAUCCCAACUCUUCUUUAUUUAUGUUCUUUAAGGGAAGAAUACAGCGAUUAGAGUGUCAAAUAAACAGUGCCUUGACUUCUUUUCACACCGCUCUGGAACUGGCAACAGACCAGAGGGAGAUCCAGCAUGUUUGUCUAUAUGAAAUAGGUUGGUGCAGCAUGAUAGAAAUGAACUAUAAGGAUGCCUUCCAAUCCUUUGAGAGACUGAAGAACGAAUCGCGAUGGUCCCAGUGCUACUAUGCUUAUCUGACCGCAGUGUGUCAGGGGGCCACCGGGGAUGUGGAUGGAGCACAUGAUGUAUUUAAAGACGUCCAGAAACUUUUCAAACGGAAGAACAACCAGAUUGAGCAAUUCUCUGUUAAGAAGAGUGAACGAUUUAAAAAACAAAGCCCAACCAAAGAGCUGUGUGUUCUGGCUGCUAUUGAGGUGCUGUAUCUGUGGAAGGCUCUUCCCAACUGUUCUCUCUCUAACCUCCAGCGCAUGAGCCAAGCUUGCCAUGAAGUGCUGGAUCCAGCUGUUGUGGGUCUGAGGAGUUUGCUCCUUGGUGCUAUACAUAAAUGCCUCGGGAACACUGAAGAUGCCGUUCAGUUUUUCCAGCGCGCAGUUAAAGAUGAAAUAGGUCGUCAGCAGAACCUGUAUGUGCAGCCAUAUGCUUGUUAUGAACUGGGCUGCCUAUUAUUGGACAAUCCAGAGACUGUGGUGAAGGGGAAAACAUUGCUUUUUCAGGCAAAGGAAGAAUAUACCGGCUAUGAUUUUGAGAACAGAUUGCACGUGCGGAUCCAUGCAGCCUUAGCCUCUCUCAGAGAAGUGGUCCCGCAGUGAUGCAGUGUGUGUCUGACACUGGUUUCUACACUGGUUUCUGCACUUUAAUCAGAAGCAGAGGAUCAAAAACACUGGGCAAAAUGGUGGAUUCUGCAUUGUUCCAAAAAACGACCUGUGCCAGACAAAAUGCACAGAACUGGCACCAUUUGCCUGAAAUGGAAUUCAGUUUUUUUAUUUAAAAAUACAAACAAACAAACCCUGGGGAGGGAACCAUGUAAUAUAUUAUAUUCCCUCUUCUGGGUUGGCAGACAUGUAGUUUGGCAGCUGCUGUGCUAUUCAGGGGCACAUUAGUGCUGAUCAGUAGUUCCACCUACUGGACACACUAUAGAACUGUAUAAGCACUCCUUUUAUGUAACCUUACUGACAGACACCAUUAAAUGUAAGGGGAUAAUGUUCACCUUAGUAGAUAUUGCUGCUCUGCUUACAUUUGCUGGAUGUGAUUCCGCCAAGGAACACUGUACCAAAAUGAUAUUGGCAAGAAGUGCUUAAUGCAGUCGCAUACACUGAAUUGCUGCUAGGAAAUUCCCAGUAGAAAGGGGCACUGGUUAUGCAGCUAGGACUUAGGAUACACACACAAUGCCACAGUGUCCUUUAAUUUCAGCACAACCCAUGCUACCAUCUUGUAUUGUCAGGUCUCACUAACAUGUAGAUGGGAGCACUGGAAGUUUUUGUUACCUAGCUUAUCUGGGGGUCAGUUAUCCAAUGUUAUUUGUGGAUUUUGUUUUUGGAUAAUUUUCCCAUUCUGUAACUGAAGUUCAUCUAUCUUAUUGGGAGAUUACUCAUAUGCCGCAGUUAAGGUUUUGUUUUUUAAAUUCUUUAAAAAAAACCUUUAAUAAUCGGCAUUUUUUGCACAGGCCUCUAGGUAUAUUUGAUUUUAAGAGACCUGAAAGGCAGUGUUUUAUUGGAUCAAUUUAAAACAGAACCAGGGGUAGAACUCUACCCCAAACUGCACAGAAUAUGCUGUUGUACAUCAGUUGCAACACCGAAGAAAAUACACAAGCGUCAUUAACUUAUAAGUAUAAAAAUGGUUGAUUUGCGUGAAUUGUGAUGCGGCUGUGCUGUACUUGUACAGGGUGCUGCUAAUAAAUGCUGCAAUAGGGGCUUUAAAUCUGGUGGGAAUGCAACCACUGGUUCCCAAACCACCCUUGGUGAAAACCUGGCCGAUAAUGAAUCACUACCAUCCUCGCAAUGCCUUAUUAAUACAGAUCAAUUAUACAGAAACGUCCAACUAUAGGGGAAAUAGCACACCCUACUGCAUUGCAGACUUUUAUCCACUUAUAGUUGGGCAGGCAGUGGGUUGUACCACUUUGAUGCCUCCCUCCCCAUUCAUAGCUAAUUUGCUCUGAUAUGGAUAGAGGUUAUAAACACGAAUUGGACUGAUAUAGUUACAGACUUUGUUACAGUGGAUACAGGUGUUGAACUGUGCUACAACAAGGGGCCUGCAUGAAAUCUUUUUUUAUUGAUCUAGUAAAAACUUAAUACCAAAUUUUCAAUUAUUUUUUUUCAAGGACUUGAAAUCAGUGAAAGGCAAUACAGUAAAGAAGCUGUAGCACUUGUGCUUCUGCAUAGUACUUGAAAACAUUCUUUAUGUUCAACUUCAGGGACUUUUCAAUGUUGUUUGUAGCAGACAAAUCACUAAAUGUGUAUUGUGUGUGUGUAGUGAGCUUGUCCGUACAAUGAGCAGUAAGUAGAAAGGCUGCUGGGAUGCAGUUGUUAGGUAGGUAGGUAGGACUUUCCCUUUAAUGGAUGAAAUCAUAUGGAAACAUUCUUUGUGCAGCCCUGUGCUAAUAUUUCUAUUAGACCUACAGAUGUAGCCUCUUAAGUGCAGUAACAUCUCUGGCUAUACAAAUCCACCAUGAACAACUGGUCUGACUGCCUGCCUUUCAAAGAAAAAAAAGGCAGUUUCUAGCAGUCCAUAAUUUCUGAGGUUGUUAUACAAGUGUAUGUAUGUAAUAAAAUGCCAGAGGGGAACAUGCCACUCACUAAACCAGGGUUUCUGAUGCCAGUGGUUGCCUGACGAGCUGGCCUCCAGCUAUUGGAAUGGUAACUGCCUUCCAUGUAUAGUUGAUAAUCAAAAUGCCUGGGUGCAGUAUACACAAGUGCAAAUGUAACCAUUGAAACAGAAUACCGCACUCACAGGACUUAGUGAAAAAAUACAAUGAAGUUUAUUGUGAAAAACGUCUGUCUAAUGUUUCGGCCGUGUCCACAGCCUUUCUCAAAGUGAGACUUUCUCAAAUAUAUAUAUAUAUAUAAGGAAAUGUCACUGUUUUUAUAAAGGGGGUAAUAUAUAUAUAUAUACCCUCUUUAUGUUGGGCAACAAGCCUGACAGUCAGACAGAAGCUCUUUAGAAUGGGACCCUGGACAGAAAAUGGAAUUUAUGCUUCAAAAGAUUUAUUAGUUUGGUUCUGUAUAAGAGGAAUGACCAGAGUGUAAAUAUAUUUGACCAAACCGGAAUUUGCAGGACUUAUCAGAUGAAAAGUGAAAAAGUCUAGCAACUAAAAGCUGCAGCAUUUCUUUAGCAGUCAAAGGAGAUGGAACCUGCAAUUUUGUUGACAGUGAAUAGAACAAAGCAAAUUUUCCUUUUAUUUUCAACUUUUUUUUAUUGUACAACAUACAGAGAAACUGCAGGGAUGACUGCAGCAUUAGGCACAACUGUUGAGUGCUGCACCCUACAUUACAGUGAUUUUAGACAGUACGUUUUCAAUAAUUAAUACAUGGAAAACAUGAAUUGCAGACAGAAUUUUAAUAGACUGUGGGUCACAUGAUGUGAUUUUGCUGAACUGAGCCACAAUCAUGCCUAUAAUUCAAACCUUUCUACCCCCUGCAUACUGGGCAGAUGGAAGCAGCUGCCACACACUCGCACUUCUGUCUCCCACUAGGUGCCAAUAUGGAACCCGCUGGCUCUCUUCAACUCAAUCUCAUCACCACUGGCCAAAGCUGCUGGUCUGAAACAGGUUAACCUAUCCAUGUGUUUCCUUCAUACCUAUAGGUCUGCUAGAAAUGUGGCAUGAGUAUUGUUUCCAUUGGAUUUUGCCUGUGAUGAGAACAAUGAGGAUGGUAGUGGCACUGGCUGAGGGUUUAUACUCGGAGGCAUUAUCUAAGAGCAAUAAAGGCACUGUGUGUGUGUGUAUCUGUGGGCUGUCCAUCAUUUGCUGUAGUUUGUUUGUUUCUGUUAUUUGCAGAGUAGAAAAUAAUGGUACAUAGAUGUUACCAAAAGCCUAGAGUAGAAUAUUUAUUGUAGUGUAAUGUUUGAGAACUUACACUUUUGUAUUUCCUUACAGACAAUAAAAGGAAAGAUGUUUUA
Messenger RNA from Xenopus tropicalis (tropical clawed frog), 5151 nucleotides. RefSeq names its product tetratricopeptide repeat domain 39C (gene ttc39c). The record is from RefSeq and is marked validated. Lineage: Eukaryota; Metazoa; Chordata; Amphibia; Anura; Pipidae.